AUGCCCGGCUCCUCUCUCUGGCUCCUUCCCCCCGACUCUCACCCCCUCCACCGCAUCCUCACAACCCUCAUCACAUCAACCCUCCCGUCCACCUUCCCCCGCGAAGCAUCCGCCACCUCGCCGGGCGCGGGCGUGGCGCCGCACUAUUUCCCGGCUCAUGUGACGCUCACGAGCGGCAUCGAACCCGAUACGACAUACGGCGACGAGCCGCAGCGCUGGCUGGAUGCGAUCCCUUUUCCUAUAAGGUCUGAAAAGGUUAGGGUCCGGUUCGAGAGGGUUGUCAGCCAGGAUGUGUUCUUCCGUCGGUGUUUUGUGAGGGUUGCGUUUGACGGGGUGAGGGAGGUCGCUGGAGUGGCGAGGGCGGUUGGCGUUCUGGGGGAGCAGGUGAAUGUUGAUGGGGAGGGGGAGGUCAGGUGGGGUGAGGGUACGCAGAAGUGGCUGAGCGAAUGGCGUGAAGAGUUUGGGCCGCACUUGAGCUUGAUGUACGGUGAUGAGCCCAUUGCCGAUGAGGCGUUGAAGCAGAUCACCAAGGUGGUGAGGGAGGCCGGGGUCAAGCUAUCCGAGGAGAUUACCGAGAACAUUCAGGGAACUAGUGGAUGGGACGGAUGGGAUGGCGGAGUUAUCUGGCUGGUGCCGACCGACAAGCCUAUUUCAGAGUGGGGGAAGCCUAUUGCGACGAGGCAGCUCUAG
Parathielavia appendiculata is the source of this 690-nucleotide messenger RNA. Its product is annotated as 2, 3 cyclic phosphodiesterase. Lineage: Eukaryota; Fungi; Ascomycota; Sordariomycetes; Sordariales; Chaetomiaceae. Gene Ontology annotation, biological process: cyclic nucleotide metabolic process. The coding region runs from base 1 to 690 and encodes 229 amino acids. The record is from RefSeq and is a predicted model, not a curated record. The transcript is spliced from 4 exons. Gene Ontology annotation, molecular function: 2',3'-cyclic-nucleotide 3'-phosphodiesterase activity.